Messenger RNA from Aspergillus udagawae, 3585 nucleotides. Its product is annotated as putative RNA polymerase II transcription elongation factor (Ctr9). Gene Ontology annotation, cellular component: Cdc73/Paf1 complex. Gene Ontology annotation, molecular function: RNA polymerase II complex binding. Gene Ontology annotation, biological process: regulation of DNA-templated transcription. Lineage: Eukaryota; Fungi; Ascomycota; Eurotiomycetes; Eurotiales; Aspergillaceae. The record is from RefSeq and is a predicted model, not a curated record. Bases 1 to 3585 code for a protein of 1194 amino acids. The transcript has 2 exons.
AUGGCGUCGUUAGAAAACGGCUACGCCAAUGGCAAUUCAUUCCCAACCGCCAGCUCUCAGGUCAAUCUUCGCUUUUCUGACAUACCCUCUGCGAUUGAUAUUCCCGCGUCCACCCUUGAUAGCGAAGUUGAAGUCAGUUUGGAGGGCCUACCAGACGACCCCACAGAACUAUGUACCCUCCUGGAGAACGAGAAAGCCGCGAAGAAUUUCUGGGUGAUUAUCGCGCUGGCGUAUGCCAAGCAGAAGCAGCUUGAUCAUGCGAUCGACAUUUUGAAUAAAGGCCUGGCUUCGGUCGGUCAUGGGGCAGCCAAAGAGAAACUUGGUCUGUUGGGCUGGGUCUGCUGGUUGUUGAUGCUGAAGAGCCGACAGGCCCCCCGAGUUGCUUCGGAAGGGGAACUGUAUACAGAAGCCAAGACCAAGGACUAUUACCUCCAGCUCGCGACGUCGACGCUGAACGAGGCGUCGCGACUGAACCCAGCUUUCCCCCCUUUGUUUCUAGCCCGAGGCGUUCUGUGCCUUUUGCGGGCUUCCUUGCACCCACCAAGGCCGGUUCGACCGGGAUCCGUUGAUACAUCCGAGAGAGUGGAGUCGCUGCGACAGGCGCUCAAGUGCUUCGAAGAAUCGUCAAAGGCGUUCGGAGGCCGGAAUGUGAUGGCGAUCCUGGGACGUGCCAGAGCGCAAUACUUGCUGGGCAGGUAUGCGGAGGCGCUAGAGGGGUAUCAGAAGGUGCUGAUGAAGAUGCCUGGCCUGACAGACCCAGAUCCUCGAAUCGGUAUCGGGUGUUGCUUAUGGCAAUUGGGCUUCAAGGAUCAGGCGAAGGUUGCUUGGGAGCGAGCGUUAGCAGUCAAUCCCGACUCCAAGGUUGCCAACAUCCUACUUGCCGUUUAUUACCUCUAUGACAGUUCGCGACACGCGACGACAGAUCCUGCCUUUGGCUCGUUGUACAAAGUGGCCAUGACCCAGUACACGCAGAAAGCCUUCAAACUGGACAAGGAAUACCCCAUGACAUGUGCACUAUUUGGCAGCUAUUUCCUAUUGAGAAAAUCCUACUCUACCGUCGAGACACUGGCGCGGAAAGCCAUUGAGCACACUGAUGUAAUGGCGAUUGCCAGUGACGGCUGGUAUCUCCUGGGACGCAAAGCUCACUAUGAAGGCGACCUUGCUCGCGCUGCGGAGUACUACAGCCGCUCCGAUCAAGCGCGAGGUGGCGGCGACAAAGGGUAUCUUCCUUCAAAGUUCGGUGCGGUGCAGAUGCAGGUAUCCAACCGGAACUACGACGACGCCAAAUUCCGGUUGGAGAAAAUUAUUCAGCAAACCAAGAACCCCGAAUGUAUGAUCUUACUUGGGGCUCUUCAUGCCGAGGAGGUCUUUGCUGCUCAAGCCAGCGGUAGCAAGGAGGACAAGUCGGCGGAAGCUAAGAAGGCCAUCAGCCUGCUCGAAUCGGUCCGUAGCCUGUGGAAGGACGAAGCCAAGAAGGUCUCUCCUGAUGAAUCAGUCUUGGUGUACCUGUCUCGCCUCUAUGAGCAGAUUGCGCCGGAGAAGAGCAUGCAAUGCCUGAGUCAGCUGGAAGAAAUGCAACUGGCCGAGAUCGCCGAAGAAGAGCGUCCGGAGGGUAUUGAGGACGAGGAAGAAGUCAAAGCCAUCCUCCGAACAAACCUUCCUCCUCAGCUUCUUAAUAAUAUGGGCUGCUUUAUGUACCAGGCUGACAAGGUGGAACAAGCGAGAACGCUAUUCCAGGCAGCUUUGAAUGCCUGCGUUCGAUCACAGGAGAAGGAGGCGCAGCUUGACACAGAUGCUCUUGUAACGACCGUUAGUUACAAUCUGGGUCGAGCCUACGAAGCCUCCAACAUGCAAGACGAGGCCAAGAAAGUUUACGAAGGCCUGCUUGAACGCCAUGCCGACUACACAGAGGCCAAUGCGAGACUCACGUAUAUUGCUCUUAGACAGAGCCCUACAGAUGAAGGGCCGAAGAAGAUGGCCAAACUUUACGAGGCCGACUCGACGAAUCUCGAGGUCCGCGCUCUCUUCGGGUGGUACCUGAGCAAGUCCAAGAAGCGGGCGGCGAACCUCGCUGAGGACCACGAGCAGCGACAUUUCAAACAUACCCUGCAGUACUUUGACAAGCAUGACCGCUACUCUUUGACCGGGAUGGGCAAUGUUCACCUGGCCACAGCGCGGGAUAUGCGGCGCGAUACCGACCAGGAUAAGGAGAAACGCCGCAAGAUGUACGAGAGGGCCGUCGAAUUCUUCGACAAAGCGCUGCAGCUAGAUCCCAAGAAUGCCUAUGCAGCGCAAGGUAUUGCUAUUGCGCUCGUCGACGAUAAGAAAGACCACGCCGGCGCUGUGCAUAUCUUCUCCAAGGUGCGAGAUACCCUCAAGGACCCCAGCGUCUACCUGAACCUGGGCCAUGUCUAUGCCGAACUCCGCCAAUACUCUCGGUCGAUUGAGCACUACGAGGCAGCGCUGUCGAAAGAUCGUGCUCGCGAUGCACAGAUUCUGGCGUGCCUCGGACGUGUCUGGCUGCUUAAGGGCAAGCAAGAAAUGAACAUGUCCGCCAUGAAGACGGCGCUGGACUAUGCCAAACGGGCCCACGCCGUAGCGCCCGCACAGGCUCAUCUCGAGUUCAAUGUUGCAUUCGUGCAAAACCAGAUUGCCUCGCUGGCGUACAGCCUACCAGAGACGCAGAAGACUGUUCAGGACGUCGAGGAAGCCGCUGAGGGGCUUCACCAAGCCAUUGAGACCUUCGGGCGCAUUGCCAAGGUGAAGAACCCACCGUACCCUGCCGGAGCACUGGAGCAGCGCGCCAACAUGGGCAAGACGAUCAUCAAGCAGUUGGAACGUGCGCUCCAAAGCCAGAAGGAAUACGAAGAGAAGAACGCGGCGAAGCUGCAGCAGGCGCGCGAGGCUCGAGAGGCGGAGAUCCGCAAGCGGGAGGAAGAGGUGCGGAAGGCGCAGGAAGCCGAGCAGGAACGGAAGAAGAAGCUUGCGGAAGAGCGACAGCGGAUGAUUGAGGAAGCCCAACGACUGGCCGAGCAGCGGGCAGAAGAGGAGCGGGCGCGUGAGGAGGCGGAGAUGACGGUGGAUUCGGAAACCGGCGACAAAGUGAGGCGGAGAAAGAAGACAUCGUCGAAGCGCAAGAAGAAGAGGGCGGAAGACGAUUUCAUCAGCGAUGGGGAGACGCCUCGCCGGGCAGUCAGCGGGGAGCCUGGCAGCGAGGGUGAGGCGGCGCCCAAGAAGCGCAGACGGCUGGAGCGUCGGUCCGGCGGCAAGGCCCAGAGCAAGUACAAAAGCAGCGAGAUUGUGGAAGAUUCGGACGUGGAGGAUGAGGUGCACGAGACUGCUGCGAAUGAUUCGGAUCAAGAGAUGCGGGACACCGGAGCCGAUGAUGCUGAGGAUGUGGUGCAGCGGCGUCGAGCCAAGGUGACCCGUAGGAUUGCGGACGAAGAUGAUGAGGAUGAGGAAGAAGAGCGAGGAGCCUCAUCAGCAGGCCCGGUGCAUGAGAACCACGAAGACGACGACGAUGAUGGGUUGUUCGACGAGAGCCCCCGGGGGGAGGAUCUGGAGAUGAAGGAGGACGAGGAGUAA